This is a messenger RNA of Acaulospora colombiana, 1123 nucleotides long. The record is from the annotation of a GenBank genome assembly. Lineage: Eukaryota; Fungi; Glomeromycota; Glomeromycetes; Diversisporales; Acaulosporaceae.
AUGGCUGGCACUGUCAAGUACGUUGAAUGGAAGCCUUCUUUCUUUCAGACCACCAUAUCGGACGUGGAAUUAGACGGCGAAAAACACCGAGUAUGGCUGUGGGACACCUCUGCUCAAGAAUACUAUACGGACCUACGCCCGUUAUCGUAUUCUCAAAGUCAUGUUCUGGCUAUUUGCUACUCUGUAGAUAAUCCAAAUAGCCUCACACACACGGAGCAGAGAUGGGUGCCGGAGGUUUGUCACUUUUCCCCUAGAACCCCGUUCAUUCUUGUCGGUUGCAAGCUAGAUAGGAGAGAAGUUAUGGAACAGACCGGGAUGGAAUUCGUCUCGAAGGAGCAGGGCGCUAGUAUGGCAGAGAGAAUUGGGGCUAAAGCAUAUGUGGAGUGCACCUCAAUGACUGGAGAGGGGAUCACCGAGACCCGAAAGACCUGGGAGGAAUCGUACCAAGCUGCCAUGCGUACCAUUCUGAGCCUAAACGAAGUCGACUAUAUGGACAUCGCUCGAUUCGAAUUAGGUAUCAAUUUCCAAUAUUAUCCUGUAACAUUGUCGAAUGAAUAUAUUCGAAUGCUAAUUGUAAUUUUACGCGUAUCAAUGAAAUUGUCCACUCCUCAAAGCGCCCCACUUGACUCCCACCACCACAUGCCUAGGCCUUUGCAGAGAAAGCUAGUAGCAGUCGGUGAUGAAGGCGUUGGGAAGUCAUACCUCUUGGCUACUUUCCGGCUCGGCUAUUUUUCCCAAGGUCAGUACUCCUCCAUAUCCUACUUGUCGAAUUUAAAGAAAAUUAUAUGCACUGAUAGAAUUUACACCAAGGAAUACUUACGUGCCCUCAUGGGGAACUAUGUUGCGAACAUUAAUGUGGAGGAAAAGGUUGUCCAACUUGCUCUCUGGGAAGCAAGCGGGCAUAAAUACGAUCACCUACAGGGGUUUUCGUAUUCAGAUACGCAUGUAGUUCUCAUAUGCUUCUCGGUGGAAGAUUUCAUGACGGAUCUCAGAGGAGAUAAUAAGUAUGAGCUACAGUUGACAGGUCAUGGUAAAAAGUGCGUCUCUAGGAAGGAAGGAGAGCAAAUGGCCAAACGGAUGGGAGCCAGCGCGUAUUUAGAGUGCAGCGCCAAAGACGAGGAAG